Messenger RNA from Acanthisitta chloris (rifleman), 1962 nucleotides. It is a transcript of the gene ZBTB40, whose product is annotated as zinc finger and BTB domain containing 40. Gene Ontology annotation, cellular component: nucleus. Gene Ontology annotation, biological process: regulation of transcription by RNA polymerase II. Gene Ontology annotation, molecular function: RNA polymerase II cis-regulatory region sequence-specific DNA binding; protein binding; DNA-binding transcription factor activity, RNA polymerase II-specific. The record is from RefSeq and is a predicted model, not a curated record. Lineage: Eukaryota; Metazoa; Chordata; Aves; Passeriformes; Acanthisittidae.
AUGGAGCUCCCUCGCUACAGCCAGCAGCUGCUGCCCCAGCUGUAUGCUCUGUGCAGGGAGCAGCACUUGUGUGACUGCACCAUCUUCAUUGGGAAUGUGCCUUUCAGAGCACACAAGGUGGUCCUGGCAGCUGCCAGCCUGCUGUUUAAAUCCCUCCUGGACAGCACAGACACCAUCGAUGCUUCCGUGGUGACGCCUGAGGAGUUUGCACUCUUCCUGGAGAUGAUGUACAGUGGCAAACUCCCCCUGGGGAAACACAAUUUCACCAAAGUUAUCUCUGUGGCAGACAGUCUGCAGCUGUUUGAUGUGGCUGUUAGUUGCAAAAUCCUCCUCAGGGACCUCAUAAGCUGCUCUACUCAGGACCAGGUAGUGAGAGAAGUCUCCAGUCGAGCAGCACACUCAUCUGGAAACCAGACUGAAGCUAAUAGCCUGCCCCAGUCUGGAAAACCUGAUGAAGGAAAACCAGAUAUUCUCCUCACUCAAAGAGUUUCCUCUUUUCCUGGCCCUGUAGAAGCAGAAAUGGAAGCAGAUGUUUCUCCUUCUGGCCAGGAACUCGCCGUGAGUCACACCUGGCUUCACCAGGAGGUGAUACUGAGUGACUCCAGGUCCCUCCAGGAGGAUUCAGGCCCUGGCCCUGCCCAGCCUGUCCAUGCUGAGCAGAGGCUUGCUGAGCCUCCUGAGGGAAAAGGGCAAUCAAGGGAUUCAGCAGAGAGCAAAAGCUGUACACUGGAUUUCUUUCUUCGAUAUGAAAGUGUUUUCUCUGAUGCCCAGGCUGUGCUGGAAAGACUCGAGGAGAGCAGAGGAGUUGGUGCCCCUCAAAAGGAGGCUCUGGCUGCCUGUCUGGCUGAGGCAGGGGAACAGGCAGUGUUCAAGAAGCUGCUGAGCAAAGUGAAGGAUGCUCAGCCCCAGGAUGCACAGCCUCAGGAUAGUCACAGCCAGGGUGCUCAACCCCUGGACACUCAGACCCUCAAGUCCUUUCUGAAGCUCUUCCAAGACACGAAUCCCAAGCUGAGUGCAGCUUUGCCGGAGUGGGAACAGAGCAGUGGAGAAACCCCACAGCAAACAGAGAGCAGAGCCGAGGCAGAGACGCUGACCGCUCGCUUGCUGGGCUGCAGGGAGGACCUCCAGAGCCUGACACAGCUCAGCCCCAUCCUAGACUUCUUGGAGGCAGCAGCAGAGGGAUUCCUCAGCACCUCGGAGAAGAGGGUGGAUUUGGAUUGCUGUGAAGGCAGCUCUCAGAGGGAAGCCAUGGACAAGCUGCUCAGGAAGGUGGAGGAAGAGAAAACCCUGAGAGUGGAAAGCUUGGUCAGACUUCUGGGGGCUGUGAAAGCCUCAUUCCCUGGGCUCCACCUUCUGCUGGACAACUUGGUGGCAACAGCAGAUGUCUCUGAUGGCAAAGGUCUCUUGACUGAGGGAAGUGAGGAGAAACUCGGGAUCAGGAAGUGGAAGGUGAACAGUGAAUCCCAAGUUGAAGCUCUGGACAAAGAUGAGGACAAGACAGGAGGUGACAGUGCCAAAGAAGCUAAGGAAUCCCAAGACAAAGAUUUCAAGAAGAGUUUUGUUUGCAAAGCCUGUGCUAAGACCUUCCACUUCUGCUGCUGCUUGAAGGUGCACAUGAAAUGCUGUCGAGUGGCCAGAGGAAAGCAGAUCCAGUGUAAGGAGUGCAGUGAGGUCACAUCGACCAAGAAGGAGUUGGAGAAGCAUCAGCUGGAGGUCCAUGGGUUGGUGGAAACGGCCAAGAAGAAGAAGAAGAAGUGUCUCCCUGAGGAGGUGAUUCAGACAGCAGAGCAAGGAGCAGCAGAGCACAUCAUUUCGUUGGAUGAGGCCCAACAAACUGGCUCACAAGUCUUUGUGGCGUUACUUGAAUCCCAAGUGAGCCAAAUUGGCUGUGAGCUGGUGGCAGUGACUAUGGAGGACUUGUUUGGUGACAAAGUCACUCUGAACCGUGAAGAAGCCAAGUGA